AUGAAAAAUCUCUUGGGCACUGAGUUGGGUUAUCAUUCCAUGAAAAUGAUGUGUAAUAUUUUAAAUGAUCGUACUCUCGAUGAAGAUAAUUUUCUGUUAAGAGGUGCAGUUUUUCAUCUUAAUAUGAAUAUAUUUGGUGCACCCAUGGUAUUCCAAGUGUCACCUCUCUUUUAUGCAUCUAUGGUUCUAAACAGUUUUUUAAGGGCUCUGGAUAGUCGUCAUGUUAGUGUCACUUAUGAGGUUAUAAUUGGCAUUUAUAUAGUAAUAACUAAAUAUAAAUCAGAAUUACCCGAAAUUAUAUGGGAUCGUAUAUGUGAUAUAAUGUCAGCCAUUGUGGAUAAUAUAGAAUAUUAUGAGAGUUUCUCUACAACCACCGACAGUUUGUUGCAACUUAAAAAUCAUUUACAUGAGAACAUAACGUUCAUUGAGAAACUAUUGGAGGAUGAUAAAACUAAAAUUCUGGCCAAUUAUGAACGUAUUUAUGAUUUAAUUGAACGCGUUGCAGAAAGUAGACCCGAAUCUUCGGUAUUACUUUUAAUCGAUUAUAGAUCUUCCAAGAUAACAGCCACCCGACCAGAAUGGUUGCUUUUACUUAAUACUUUUGUACAACGUUUCUAUAAAAUGACAAAUACACCCAUACGUAUUAAGGUUAUACAGUCUCUGGUGAAUAUUAUGGAUUUAAAUCGUUCCUGCUAUGAAGAGGAAAUUUUAGAACGUGUAGUUAUUCCUUUAUUUACCCACGUUUGCAAUGAAACAGAUGUCCAGCUACGCAGAGCAGUAGCUGAUGCUUUAAUUGAUUUCACACGUCAUUGUGAUACCAAACGUUGUGGUGAAUUAUUGGAUAUUUUAGAAAAGAUCAUUAAUCGUCCCUAUGAUAUGCACAGACAAUAUGGUACCGAUAUUAAGACAGAACAAGAAAUACAAGAUGUUAUAACAGCUGUUGAUGGUUUAAUUGAAGUUUUUGUUAUCAAACUCUAUCGUUUACCUUCAUGUCAUGCCAUUAAAAUAUUCAAUAUAUUAGUGGGUCAUUUGGAGUUGCAUUAUCAAUAUCCAAAAGUUUUUGAACAAGUUAAUAUUGUGAGAUAUAAGAUCUUUUGCUGGAUGUUAAGGGCUCGUGCUAAUGCCUCCUAUCAUAUUGGUUAUCCUGAUCCUACCAAUAAUGAUAACAUCAAGUUUAGCUAUUAUUUGGGCAUAGAUUCUAAUUUACCCGUCCAUGAUAUAAGUCAUCAUCAUCAACGUCAUUCGAUUAUGUCGCAGUCUAAUCAUGAUGUUGUUCCAAAUGCUCAUUUUACUACGAUUUCGAUAAAGAGAGCUUGUGAAACGAUUGUCAAGUGUUUGGAAAAAGAUAGAGAUUUUCAAAUCUUCCAAUUGGUCAUCAAAGAACUUCCCAAAGUUAUGCAAAAUAAAGCUCUCAUACAGGGCAAUGAUAUCGAGUCUCUAGCUGCUGCACUCUUUAAAACUAUAUCCGAAAGUAAUAAAGCUCUUCAUGUUGUCUAUAAAUGCACCAUAGAUGAAUUGAAUUCUCUAGUUCUACCGGCCAUAGCUGGUCUUGUUAUCUAUCAUCAAUAUCUACAGCCCUCUAAUCAAUAUAAAAUCAUAGAAGUUUUAAAAAUGGGCAUAUCUAACAUCGGCAGUGGUAUUGCCACAAUAGCUACUAUUUGCAUAAAUACCAUGACUACCAUAAUAUUGGAAAUGCCUGAGGCCUUAAUGCGUAAGUUACCGGAUAUUUUGUUACAAAUGUCGAAAAUGUCUGAUACACCUACAGUGGCUAUACCGGUAUUGGAUUUUUUAUCGAUACUCAGUCGUUUAUCCAAUGAUUUGUGCACCAAUUUUACUUCACGCCAAUAUAUGUAUGUUUUUGCCAUCUCUUUGCCCUAUACAAAACCACGACGUUAUCAUCAUUAUGUCGUUUCAUUGGCUCAUCAUGUUAUUGCCGGUUGGUUUUUGAAAUGUAAACUGGAGUUGAGAAGAAAUUGUGUUAAUUAUAUAAUCAAUUCCAUUCAAUCCAAUGCUAGUAUGCUGUACGAGGACAUUAAUAAUUUGACUCGCAAUGUACAAAUUCAAGAUUUUCAAAGUUUAAAUGAAGACUCUUCGAAUCGUAAACGUAGUACUAGUUUAACCGAACGUGGUAGUCGUAAUACAGCAGCUGCAACGGCUCGUAAUCAUUCGGAAAUGCGUCCUUUGAUGAAUGAAGGUUUGAAAUCGUUUCAUGCUGAAUUGGCUGAGACUUGUAUUGAUUUUUUGGCUCGUCAUACAUUUUCUCCAUGUUCGGCUUUGCCGAAGAGACUUCCCGCUGUGGAAUAUCUUCUUAAAGAUGGUCACUCUCAAACCUGGUUGGUGGGCCAUAAUCUAGUAACUAUAACCACCUCUGGUUGCCCCUCAGGUCCAACACGUAAUGGUCUUUGCGAUCGUUGCGCUCAGUUGGGUAAAGCUUAUACCUUAAGUCCCAAAAACAGCACUGACACUAAUCCCGGUACAACACCCAUUUCACCGGAAAUUAAUCAUACACAAGGUGCCCCAACCUAUGAACAUCGUUAUACUAAAGUCUCUUUGCAGCACAGCAGUGGCAAUGAGUCGGCUGGUAGCACAGAUUUGACCUCAUCCUCUUCUUCAACUUCACACACCACACAAAGACAAACUUCUAACAGUUCGACAGCUUCGCUAGAGGCUUUGUCGAGACGUGGUUCUAAUCCAGAGGCUGGUAGUACAGAUUUAGGUGUAGGCAGCACUGCGGGUGGGGUAGGAGGUGGAAGUUGUUCUUCUUUAUUGGGCAAUUCCUUGUCUUCCUCAAGCGUAUGUGCCUCACCCAUAUGUGUGCGUUCCUGUACCGCCUGGGCGGAGAUUUUAAUAAGACGUCCUACUGGUAACAUUUCCUGGAUAACACGCAUACAAAAUCCUUUAUCAAAUGAUUGUUUUGGCUAUGAUGUGCCCUUUAGUAGCAUGGUUUCGCUAUUCUUGCCCACCCAACAUGGUGGAGUAUUUGGUCCCGAUUUCUUGCAACCAGAAAAUUUGGAAGAGAUUAAUGCUGUGUCCAAAGAAAUCAAGGAAACAGUACAGAAUGAAAAUCUUAAACAUGAACUAAGUAUGACAAAGUCUUUGGAAGAAAGACCUAAAACUGUAUCCAAAGCUAGAGCCUUACAAAGACAAGAAGAAAUAUCUUCAUCGGCCCAAGCUGUGGCUGGCACCCAAGCCAUAGAUAUACCGAAAUUGACAACAGCUGGAAAACGUGGUAAAGAAGCCUUAUGCGGUAGUGUUAGUGAUGGUGAGGCCGAUGAGGAAUACUUAGCCAUUGAAGGUGGACAAAUGCGUGCUAGGAAACCAGUGAGAAGGGUAAACUCCAGUCCAGAAAUGUCUUCUAGUUGGCGCAAUACUUUCCUAAUGAAUAAACCAGCGCCCUUAUCACAAGAAACAGCUGGUGCUACAGAGCUAACAAACGACUUUGAAUUGCCAACACAACAUCAGCAGCAAUCGCAACAACAAAAAAAGAAAAGUGUACAAUACAGCAAGGUAAGCUGUGAGGCCAUACCCGAAGAAAUAGCCGGUUCCACACCGCCACAACAAAGCAACAAAUCUGAUGCAACACUUAAAGCACCCGAAACUUUAACAUUACCUCCCAAACAACUAUCGGCAGAUGAUGUUAGUCAAAAAACUGCCACAACACAGCCCUUGGUGCAACAAUCUGCCUCAGCCACUUCAUUGAAAUCUACCGGUACUGGCGCACAAGGAGAAGAGAAAAUAGUAGCCAAACCUCCUUUAUCACCAGCACCACAACAUUCACCACGCAUGGAGAGACAACAUGCUCCAGCCAUUAAAUCCACUUCGUUUGGCUAUCAUCAGGGACUAGCCAAAUCCAGCAGUGGUGGCAACAACUCUAAUAUGUCCUCCUCUCAAGGAGGACCCAAUCAAAAUAAUGAUUACAACAAUGGUGAAAUGCGUGGCCGCUCCAAAACCAUUUCCGUAGUAAGAGAAGUUAAUAAUGGUAAAUCCCGACCACCCACUACUGCCUUCUCGCGUUUUGGUGCCACUAAACCACAACUAAAUACCAAACUCUGUAUGAAUCCCAGUUUUGUGUUCAUGCAGCUGUAUCACACCGGACAAGUGCAGGUAACUGAUGUGCCUAUUAAAGUGCCACCAGAACAAAUGAGUGCAGUUAACCUGCUGGAUUUGGCACCACCCUUUGAAACCCAUAAUAUAGGCGUUUUAUAUGUGGGUCAGGGUCAGUGCAAUAAUGUCGUGGAGAUUUUACGCAACUCACAUGGCAGUACCAGAUAUGUAGAAUUCUUGCGUAGCAUUGGCACUUUGGUUAGCUUGAAAGAUGCCGCGCAAAAUAAUUUAUUUGUAACUUUGGCUACUGAUGGGGCGGAUGGUAAAUUUACCUAUAUAUGGAAAGAUGAUAUAGUUCAGGUUACCUUCCAUGUGGCCACUUUAAUGCCAACCAAACUGAACAGUGAUCCCAAUUGUAAUGAGAAAAAGAAACACAUUGGCAACGAUUAUGUUAAUAUAGUAUACAACGAAAGUGGAGAAGAAUAUAAUCUUAAUACAAUAUCGGUAAGUUGA
This is a messenger RNA of Lucilia cuprina (Australian sheep blowfly), 4557 nucleotides long. RefSeq names its product tuberin (gene gig). Gene Ontology annotation, molecular function: GTPase activator activity. The record is from RefSeq and is a predicted model, not a curated record. Gene Ontology annotation, biological process: regulation of cell cycle; negative regulation of TOR signaling; regulation of small GTPase mediated signal transduction. Bases 1 to 4557 code for a protein of 1518 amino acids. The transcript is spliced from 8 exons. Lineage: Eukaryota; Metazoa; Arthropoda; Insecta; Diptera; Calliphoridae. Gene Ontology annotation, cellular component: nucleus; TSC1-TSC2 complex; cytoplasm.